AUGAAUCGUUACAAGCAGCGAAUGCAGGACCUUUUCGACGGUGACCUGGGCAUCGACGCUGAAUACCAUCAAGACUAUCGUGGAACUACAUAUCCAUCCUUCACUCAGAUCGGCUUUAUACUCCCGCUCAUACUCUGCCUCAUCCCCGUCAUCUACCAUAUUCUUCACAUCCUCGAUUACGAUCUUCUACCUCUCCCUGAGCUAGUCUGGAACUACGUUGUUUAUCUCACACCCUCACGACUCCUUGAUGCCAUCGAAACCUACACGAACCCGCUCCGAAUUCCGAAUCCCACAUCAAGGCACAUACCCCGGACUCAUGCCGCAAAAAGCGAGGCCAUGCGGCGCAUAUUGGGGCUGGACAAACCGGGUGGGAUUAUAGGGUCAGUGGCGCAAGCGUCAAGGAGGCGAUUAUCCUCUUUGCCAGGUAUUAGCGUGACAUCUUCUGGAGCUGACGGCCGGCCUGCGGGACUGGGAAACUGGGAUAAUUCAUGUUAUCAAAACAGUGUGCUCCAGGGGCUGGCGUCACUGGAUUCUCUCUCACGUUAUCUUACCAAUCCCAGUAUUGACGUACGGAUUGUUAAGGGAAAGGAGAAGCCAGAGAUGAAGAUGGCGGAAGCGCUGAAGGAGCUCAUUGCCACGCUAAACGACCCGCAGAAUAACGGAAGAAAAAUAUGGACUCCUGCAGCCCUGAAGAAUAUGAGUAGUUGGCAGCAGCAGGAUGCUCAGGAGUACUUUUCGAAGGUCCUGGAUGAGAUUGAUAAGGAGGUUGGCAAGGCUGCAAAGUUAGUGCGGAGGUCUCAGGGAUUUGGAGUUGAGGGAACCGGAUCCUCAACCCAGUCGCAGCAGCCUUUGUCGAUAUAUCGGAAUCCACUAGAAGGGUUAAUUGCUCAACGAGUUGGGUGCACGAAAUGCGGCUAUUCUGAGGGAUUUUCCAUGAUCCCUUUUAAUUGUUUAACUGUGCCUCUAGGUAAGUCAUGGGGCCAAGAUAUAACCGAAUGUCUAGACGAGUACACGAAGCUGGAGAACAUCGAAGGCGUCGAAUGUGGGAAAUGUACGCUGUUGAAGUCUCAAAGAUUACUUUCUACGAUCCUAGACCGCACCAAGGACUCACCAGAUGGCAACCAUAUACAUCGCCAAAGCACCGAGAGACUAGAAGCCGUCAACUCCGCCUUAGAGGAAGAUAAUUAUGACGACAAGACUCUUCUUCAUAAGUGCAAAAUCCCUCCCAAAAGUCGAGUCUCUGCAACCAAAACCCGUCAAGCGGUCAUAGCACGCCCUCCUAGAUCCCUUGUGGCACACUUUAAUCGCAGUUUGUUUGAUGAACAGACUGGCGAGUUACGAAAAAACCAUUCUGAAGUCCGAUUUCCGAAGUUCCUCGAUCUUGGCUCCUGGUCUCUCGGGAGCCUGGGCAGCGGGGAUGAGGCUGGAAUGGAAGAAUGGCUGCUCAAUCCCGAGAAACCUAUGAUUGCCAGCAGUAGUCGACCAUCAAGAAUAAAGGGUCCGAUAUAUGAACUCAGGGCUGUCGUGACUCACUACGGGCGCCAUGAAAAUGGGCAUUACAUAUGUUACAGGAAGCAUCCCCCAGCUACUGAUUCUCGGGAUCCAGAAAAGAAAGGGCAGUGGUGGCGUUUGAGCGAUGACGACGUAAUGAAGGUCAGCGAGGAUAAUGUCUUGGGUCAAGGGGGUGUGUUUAUGUUAUUUUACGAUUGCAUCGAACCAGCAACCCCACUAUCAGCCAAGACAGCUCCUCUUCAAUCCGCCCCUUCUGUGCAGCUCCAAUCCACUGUCCCAGCCGAACCUGUUCCACCUGAGCCCUUACGCGUGUUAGAACAAUCGAAUCCGGAAGAUAUAGCUCUCGCGAUCAACACACCAAUCCCGGAAGUUGACGACACCGAUUUCUCUUCAAUUUCGGAUCAAAAUACCAUAGACCGCGAAGGAAGUGCCACAACUGCAACCAGCGUCUCUGACUUUAAAGACGAGGAAAUUCAUGAGGGUGACAAGGACGAUUAUGAUCUGCCUCAGCCGAUUAUCGUCCCACCAUAUAUUCAGCAAACCGGUGGGAAGAAACAGAAUGAGGGCGUUUUACCAGGCUCGACAGGGAGCUUGCUGAUGGUUUAA
This is a messenger RNA of Venustampulla echinocandica, 2118 nucleotides long. Its product is annotated as Cysteine proteinase. Lineage: Eukaryota; Fungi; Ascomycota; Leotiomycetes; Helotiales; Pleuroascaceae. Gene Ontology annotation, biological process: protein deubiquitination. Gene Ontology annotation, cellular component: cytosol; nucleus. The transcript has a single exon. The coding region runs from base 1 to 2118 and encodes 705 amino acids. The record is from RefSeq and is a predicted model, not a curated record. Gene Ontology annotation, molecular function: cysteine-type endopeptidase activity; cysteine-type deubiquitinase activity.